GGCUGAAAUAGAAGUGGAUGAGAGUUCCCCUUGCCUUCUUGACGUUCUAAUCCUGGAUAGAAUGGUUGAGCACAUGGUAUAACUCAUUCCUUUCACCUGUGACUGAGAUAGCUAGCUGGAUCAAUAGAUUAUCCAUCUGAUGAUGAGGCUUACUCUGAGAUGGCUACAAUCUUUCUGCCCACUUGAGCAUGUUGUGAUUUGACUUUGUAGAAAAGUGAACGGCAACUGGUAUGACCAAUGUCUAGCUACUUUAAUUUCUUCCAGGAUAUCCAGAAACAGAGCAACGGAUGUCAGACUUCCGCAAGUUUGAAGCUGUCAAAUGGUUAUAUUUUACCUGAAGGUAAAAUGACUCCAAACACACUUUUUGUUGGAGGAAUCGACAUGAAGGUGGAUGAGAAUGAAAUCCGUGACUUCUUUGCGAGAUUUGGUGCAGUGAAGGAAGUGAAAAUCAUCACUUACCGUGGAGGUAUCUGCAAAGGUUAUGGAUUUGUUUACUUCAAUGAAGACGUUGACAUCCAAACCAUCAUUGAACAACAGAUCAGUUUUAAAGGGAGGAAACUCAAGCUGGGUCCAGCAAUCAUGAAGGAAAGGAGCUCACGUUCCAUGCCGUCUCACCUGGUUGAUCAGGCCCCCUGGAUAACCCCCUCCCAGUACAUCUACUGCACCUGCUGCUCUCCUAUGGGCGGGGGCAUGGCUCAGCCUUCACCUGUACUCAAUGGCGGCAAUCCCUACUUCCAGCCGUACUCGUACAACGGCUUUCCAGGAGUCAUGAUUCCACAGAUGCCCAUGCGCUACUCACAAACCAAUUACGCGUACCAGUACGCCUCACCACACUGGACUGGAGAGCAGAGGACACGGCUCAUCAACCAGAACUUUGUGGACUGCGGAGUCCAGACUCUGCUGUAGUCCACAGCCCACUGACCCUCCUGCUGUACCAGGGGGCGACAUCUCCAUGCAGACUGGAGCACACGGUGACAUCCUGGCCUUUAGAGAGCUAGCAGCAAUAGACUUUAAAAAUAUACACUUUCAGGAUGCUUUCUUUCUACGACAUCUCUUGCUCACUUUGAGACCCGACCACGGCGUCUCGGCACCUGCACCCGAUGGGCGUGGUCACUGUGACCGUGUUUGGCUUGGCUAGGACCAUGGUCCUGGCGUUUGGACUGCUUUCAACCCAUCUCAAACACUAACGCAGGGAAGAGCGGAAGUGAUUUUGGAGCUUCAGCUUGUUUACAGCACAGAGCAACGCCUUUUUUACAUUUAUUUGUCAUUUUUUGGGGGGGGGGUGGGGGUUGGUUUUGAUAACCCCCAAAAAGAAAAUACUUUUAAGCUCAUCUGCAUAUUUAUAUUUUAUGUUUGACUAUGUUGAAAGUUUUUUAAUGUCAGUUUGUUUGGGUGUAAGCUUUUGCUGGGCUUCUGUACAUAGAUUUGUAACACAACAAAUUAGCCUUUUAAAGUAGUGUGUUGAUUUAGACUUUUUCUAUUAUUAAUUCAAGUUUCCAUCCCCAUCUUCCUCUGAUUUAAGAAACUAAUGCAUCAAAUUAUUGUGGGCAGAAUUGGGCACAACACGGGCACAUUAUUUUUCAGGCACUCCUGUUGCCUUAGUGCUCUUUUUAUAUAAUUUCUUGACAGUUCUUGUCUUACGCUACUUAAAUCACCUUUUUAUUUCGAUUUACUUCAGUGAAUUAGAAGUGCCUGCCUGCUUUUUUUGUUGAGGGGUUAAUUGAAUUGAUGUUAGUGUAUUUACAAUUGGGAUGCACUGAUAUCAUCUCGAGUGUUGCUGUUUACAAAGUUAUGAAUCCUUUUAUUGUGGCCAAUGUUUCUUAGGUUGCGUACCAAAUGGCACCCUUGUCCUUAUUUAGUGCACUACUUUUGACUAGAACCCUGAGCAACAGUAGUGAACUAUAGGGAAUAAGCCUUUGAGUGUUGCCGUUUCUUAAGUUAUGGAUCCUGUGGCCAAUGUUUCUUAGACGGUUCCAGCUCUUGCAGUACGUCGCCAAGACGAAAAUCAUUGAGUCAAUUUCACCUGACGGUGUUGAUAAACUACUUUUAUAAUGCAGCCCAGCAGCCUGGGUGGGGAAACCUGUUUUCAUUCACUCUGAAAUGAAGGACAUAACUAACAGCAAUGCGUUCCAUCACUAAUGGUUGAAGUUCUCUUAAAGUUCACUUUAUGUAUAUUUCUUGUUGUUGCACUGAUUGAUUUGUUGACCAAGUGUGUUUUGUAAGAAUGUUUUGCUUUCUUUUCUUCUUUUUUUUUAUAGAGGUGGUGUGAUUUGAUGUGUUUAUGACGUAUUAAUACCAUAUUUUCAGUUUGAUUAUAAUCACUUUUCAGCCCGACGGAUUAACUGGUUGCAUUUAAAAUUGAUAAACACAUUUUGCAUUUCAAGAUAUUUAUUUAUUUGAUACAUCAGUUGAGAGAUUUGUUGACUCCCUCUGUCUUUGUCUUCAAAGCCAGUGUUUCCCAAAUACAUUUCUAUUUUUAUUUUUUUGAAAGAUAAGCUUGAAAUUGGAAUUGUCAAAGAAUUGACUCAACCACAAACACACAUCCAAGUUUAGCUUUGUUAUAAUGAACCAGACAAUCUAUAGUUAUUUCUGGUUGUUUGUGAAAGUUAGCUGGCUAACUCAUUGAUCCUGCUUUGUAUUAUAACCCUUGGAGUUUCUUUCCAGAAGAUUGUUUCUGAAAUAUUUAUCUGUUUACUGUUGCAUAGAUGCUCUGUCUUCACUGGACUGGUUGACAUCUGAAGUUGGUCAACACCCAGAGUGCGAUCCAAAGAGCAGACAUGCCUAACGAUUCUACUACAGUCAAUUAAAGUAUGAAGCUGGCCCUAACUUAAGGCAGCUUUGUUUUAUUUGUUAUGAUUUGGUGAAGGUACGCACACAAUUUGUGACCCAGGGUGGUUAUUGUUUUGUCU
Molecule: messenger RNA, 2909 nt
Organism: Oncorhynchus nerka (sockeye salmon)
Lineage: Eukaryota; Metazoa; Chordata; Actinopteri; Salmoniformes; Salmonidae
Product: deleted in azoospermia-like
Exons: 9
Coding region: 238-906 (222 amino acids)
Biological process (GO): positive regulation of translational initiation; 3'-UTR-mediated mRNA stabilization
Cellular component (GO): cytoplasm
Molecular function (GO): translation activator activity; mRNA 3'-UTR binding
Source: RefSeq, a predicted model, not a curated record